AUGAAGUUGUCAUUCGUCGCCGUUCUCGCAAUUGCUGCCAGCCUAGUCCCGGGUGCAUCUAUCAACAGUAGACUCGCCAAUAAUACAAUUGGCAAUCAAUCCUCCAAUGAUACUGCUGUUCAAAACCAAUCUGCCAAUAGUCCAGACGAUGGUCCUUCAAAUAUAAACAAUCAGAUGGAAAGCUCAGGCUUAGACAGGUCUACCACCGCAAGUGAAGCCAUAAAAUAUGGAGCGGAAGUUAUAGGAGAUAUUAUGGAAGAUACGGCAGAAGACAUUGCAGAAGAAAUCGAAGACGAAUUCGUAGAUGAUACCGACAAUACACCCCUCUCGCCCGGUAGACUCUGCUCCAAGCGCCGCAAACCUCGAUGCUGCGAAAAGGGCGGAAGAAUCUAUAGAGAUGGAUGCGUUACCCUCUCACCAUUUUCACCCCCUGUCAACCGCGAUGAUUUCCGAAGCACAUGUACAGACAUGGGGAAAACGGCUAUGUGCUGUGCUAAUACUAUUGAUAUGGCACAAAUAGGAUUCCGCUGUCGCAGAGUAAGAAAGUGA
Messenger RNA from Sclerotinia sclerotiorum 1980 UF-70, 549 nucleotides. RefSeq lists its product with no specific name. The coding region runs from base 1 to 549 and encodes 182 amino acids. The record is from RefSeq and is a predicted model, not a curated record. The transcript is spliced from 3 exons. Lineage: Eukaryota; Fungi; Ascomycota; Leotiomycetes; Helotiales; Sclerotiniaceae.